Messenger RNA from Diprion similis, 1686 nucleotides. RefSeq names its product ubiquinone biosynthesis protein COQ9, mitochondrial (gene Coq9). Lineage: Eukaryota; Metazoa; Arthropoda; Insecta; Hymenoptera; Diprionidae. The record is from RefSeq and is a predicted model, not a curated record. Gene Ontology annotation, molecular function: lipid binding. Bases 156 to 1007 code for a protein of 283 amino acids. Gene Ontology annotation, cellular component: mitochondrial inner membrane. Gene Ontology annotation, biological process: ubiquinone biosynthetic process. The transcript is spliced from 5 exons.
AAUAAUAGUAAACACUAAAGAAAUACUAGUGUUCCGGCUGGAUGUUACCACAGGUUGCGUAACCGUGGGAUAUGUAAUUAAAACGAAAGUACGCGCCACUAAAUUAGCAAGUUUUCCAAAACAAGGCUAUCUGAAGUGUGCAGUGAGGUGAAAACAUGGCACCGUAUUCUUCGAUAUUAAAUAUCUCUGGUCUACGAAGGAUUGUUUCCGUACAAAGUUUCAGGGGCAUCUGGACUUCAUACGCAGUGCGAGCUGAUCAAGAACAUAACUUGGCUGCCCAGGAACCGCGAUCCGAAUCAUCUUCCAACGAAAGCGAUGCUGAAUAUGAAAACAGCAUCAGAUCAAAAAUUCUCAAUGCUGCUAUAGACUUUGUACCUGAUCUCGGCUGGAGCAAGCAGGCUAUCAGUGCUGGUGCCGAAUCAGUUGGUUACCCCGGAGUAAUUCAUGGCAUGUUUCCUAAUGGCGGAGCAGAUUUAGUUCAGCAUUUUUAUUCAAAGUGCAACAAAGAUCUGGCCGAGCAUCUCAAGUUCGAAGCGUUAGCUAUCAAAGAUGAUUCCUCGAAGGUGCGAAAGCCCUCGGUAGUCUAUGUGAAAGACGCUAUAGAGACAAGGCUCAGGAUGUUGAUUCCAUACAAGAAUACUUGGCCUCAAGCUAUGGGGCUAAUGGCGCUUCCGCCCAACGUUCCAACAGCGUUAGCAAAUCUGCUGACGCUGGUUGACGACAUUUGUUACCAUGCUGGGGACAGGUCUGUUGACUUUAAUUGGUACGCUCGCCGAAUAGCUCUAGCUGGAAUUUAUAAAACCACAGAACUGUACAUGCUACAAGAUAGCAGCACUGAUCACCAUCAAACUUGGAAGUUCCUGGAAAGACGAAUCGAAGAUGCAGCGCAACUUCACAGAGUUCUGUCGGCUGCGCCUGGCCCGCCAGAUUUAAACCAAGCAACAGAAGCUGUCAGUGCAGCAUUCGUUACGGCACGGAAUAUACUGGGGCUGAAUUGGAACAGGUAAGCCUUAUUUCCACAAGUUUUAGUAAAUACAAAGCGUGUAAUAUAUACUUAGCUAAUUGACGACAACAAUCAAAAUAAUUGUGGCAAGUAAUUAGUGAAGAUGGUACAAAUCUUUUGUAUAUUCGUCAUUCCGGAUUAUCGUUUCAUUAUUCAUCUUCCAGAGACCUUAUUUUGUUAGUAGAUUAACGCAUUCUCGACAGCAAAUUAUCACUUGAUAAAUGAGUUAUUUAAAACUCGACAAAGUUAAAUAAAUUGCAAUGAAAAUCUGUGAGCACGAGACAAGUAAUUGGAAAUGUAGCUUUUAUAUUUUGUUAUCAAUAUUCAGUAGUUAUGAUUUGUAAAAAUUACCGCAUCAUGUAACAACGCUAAACGGAGUAGGAAAAAACAAAUUUGUUACAGAAAAAUGAGUCUGUAAUAUUCACAAUAAAUAAUUUAAGCAUAAACUUUGUAGAUAACCUUUAUUUUACACAUAACAAAAAUGUACUUGAAGAAUGUAACAUUUCCGUACCAUAAACUUUUCCGAAACACUAACAUAUGAGUUUAUACCAUUAAAUUCGUUAUUAGAAUAGCAGUAAUGCAGCUAAUAAUCGUAACUUUGGAGAUAUGGCCGCAGCUUUAUUUCUUCUGAGAUAAAACUAGCUUACAUAAGCUAAUAAAACUUAAUAAGCUAUGCUUGCAUC